AUGAGAAGCUCUGGCCUUCGAGUUCCGACAAUAUUUCGGGCUUUUGCAAAUCAAAGUGGUGGAUUCGAGAUGGUUGGGUUUCAGGUGAAAGACAUCUAUAAUGCAAUUGAGAAGCAAAGAAGAGCUGGAGCAAGCGACACGGAUAAUGCACUCAAGUAUUUACAAAUGUUGAAGAGGCGUGACCCCUGUAUGUUUUGGAAGUAUUCGUUGGAUGAACAACGGAGGCUCCACAAUAUAUUUUGGUGUGAUGGUGCAAGUCAGUAUGAUUUCAAUGUUUUCGGAGAUGUUAUGGGGUUUGAUGCAACGUACGGGAGGAAUAAGUACAAAUGUCCCCUUGUGAUAUUCUCUGGCGUGGAUCACCACAUGCGCACUGUUGUGUUUGGAUGUGCGGUUCUCUCAAAGGAAGAGGAGGAAAGCUAUGUGUGGUUGCUUCGGGCAUUUCUGGAGGCCAUGAAAGGAAAGGCUCCUAAGUCCGUUAUUACCGACGGUGAUCAAGCCAUGAAGAGUGCGAUCAAAGCUGUAUUUCCAGAAGCACAUCAUAGAUUGUGCAGCUGGCACUUGCUACGCAAUGCGACCGCUCGAGUAGGUAUUCCACGGUUUAUGACCAAGUUUCGUCUUUGUUUAAUGGGGGAUUUAGAGGUCGAUGACUUUGAAGAUAUAUGGAAUGAUGCAGUUGAAGAAUUUGGGUUGCAACAAAAUUCAUGGGUCAAGGAUAUGUAUGAGAAGAAACAUAUGUGGUCGAAUGCCUACAUUAGGGGUAAAUUCUUUACUGGGCUUAAGAUAACAUCAAGCUACAACUUGAGGGAAUUUAUUGAGCAUUUCCAACAGUAUUUAGAGUUCAUGCGUAGGAGAUUAGUGGUUGCUGAUUACAAAUCUGCUUAUGGAGAACCGGUUGUGAAAACAAGAUUAGAGGAGUUAAAGCGGUUUGCAGCAGCAGUAUACAUACGAGAGGUCUUUGUCUUAUUUCGGGAGGUGUUAUUACUAGCUAGCAAUGUCAGAGUAGUUUCUUCGAAGAAGACAAGCACGUGUACAUUGUUUGAGGUGGCCAUGUAUUGCCAAGGUAGAUCAUGGAACGUUUCGUGGGGGGAGAUAGAUGAUGAAUUCAGAUGCUCUUGCCUGCGCAUGGAAUCUUUUGGAAUCCCCUGUGUCCACAUAGUUGGUGUGCUUGUUAGACUUAACAUGGUUGUUAUUCCAGGUAGUCUUAUACUGGGUCGUUGGACAAAGAAGGCAAAACAACCACCGAUAAAUAACCAUGUUUUUAGUGGAGAGAUUCCUGAUGCAGCCUAUAUGAGUAUGCAUGCGGCAAUGCUCGAUGACUGUAGAGAACUGGUAAAGCUUUCUUGUAGUAACUUUGAGGAUUACUUCGAGGUGAAGACCAAAAUAGCUAAUGAACGAGACGCGUUAAGAGAAAAGAUCCGAAAAAGGUUGGCGACCACUGCUGAGGGCGGGGGCGAUGAUGCGUCAAUACACGAUCCUCCAAGAGCCAGACAUAAAGGGUGUGGUCGUCAUGUUGUGACGACUCGUGGGAGGUACCGGCGUGUCCAACGUUGCAGAAAGUGUGGCAAGGCUGGCCAUAAUGCUCGCAGAUGCGCAACCGGGAAUGGUGACGACACCACGCAUGAAUUAGAUGCUUUUGGAUCAUUGCACAACAUGGACGAAUCACAAGAAGCCGAGGCUUCACAACAGAUGGAGUACAAUGAUCUGAGCUUUUAA
Messenger RNA from Arachis duranensis, 1713 nucleotides. Its product is annotated as protein FAR1-RELATED SEQUENCE 5-like. The transcript has 2 exons. Gene Ontology annotation, molecular function: zinc ion binding; nucleic acid binding. Lineage: Eukaryota; Viridiplantae; Streptophyta; Magnoliopsida; Fabales; Fabaceae. The record is from RefSeq and is a predicted model, not a curated record. The coding region runs from base 1 to 1713 and encodes 570 amino acids.